Molecule: messenger RNA, 1487 nt
Organism: Nannospalax galili (Upper Galilee mountains blind mole rat)
Lineage: Eukaryota; Metazoa; Chordata; Mammalia; Rodentia; Spalacidae
Gene: Hoxb7
Product: homeobox B7
Exons: 2
Coding region: 315-968 (217 amino acids)
Biological process (GO): regulation of transcription by RNA polymerase II
Cellular component (GO): nucleus
Molecular function (GO): DNA-binding transcription factor activity, RNA polymerase II-specific; RNA polymerase II transcription regulatory region sequence-specific DNA binding
Source: RefSeq, a predicted model, not a curated record
UGCCUCCAGCCCGCGGGGGUCGACAGCGGCUCUUGAGCCCCCAGCCCCAAUCCACAGAGCUCAGCUUUCCCAUUCAUUAUUGAUCAUAUUUUAUAAAUCCAACGCCACACAAUUUUUUCCACAUUACUGCGGGCGGUGGGGAGGCCGGUCAAUCAUUGGUGGAGGGGAUAUCACGUGGGUCGGGGUCACGUGGUCCGGAGAGGAAAAAGGGGGUCCUUUUUGGUGUAAAUCUGGACUCUAAUUCUGUAAUAUAUCAAGGAAUCUCGUAAAACCGACACUAAAACGUCCCUGCCUACAAAUCAUCCGGCCAAAUUAUGAGUUCAUUGUAUUAUGCGAAUGCUUUAUUUUCUAAAUAUCCAGCCGCAAGUUCGGUUUUCGCUACUGGAGCCUUCCCCGAACAAACUUCUUGUGCGUUUGCUUCCAACCCCCAGCGCCCGGGCUAUGGAGCAGGUUCGGGCGCCCCGUUCGCCGCCUCGAUGCAGGGCUUGUACCCCGGCGGGGGGGGCAUGGCGGCCCAGAGCGCGGCCGGCGUCUACGCGGCCGGCUACGGGCUCGAACCGAGUUCCUUCAACAUGCACUGCGCGCCCUUUGAGCAGAACCUCUCCGGGGUGUGUCCGGGCGAUUCCGCCAAGGCGGCAGGCGCCAAGGAGCAGAGGGACUCGGACUUGGCGGCCGAGAGUAACUUCCGGAUCUACCCCUGGAUGCGAAGCUCAGGGACUGACCGAAAGCGAGGCCGUCAGACGUACACUCGCUACCAGACCCUGGAGCUGGAGAAGGAAUUUCACUAUAACCGCUACCUGACUCGGCGGCGGCGCAUCGAGAUCGCGCACGCGCUCUGCCUCACCGAAAGACAGAUCAAGAUUUGGUUCCAGAACCGUCGCAUGAAGUGGAAAAAGGAAAACAAGGCCUCAAGCCCGGGGGUCAGCGUCCAGGACAAGACAGAGGCAGAGGAGGAGGAGGAAGAGUGAGGGGCAGAGAAGAGAGAGGGAGAAACCCAGUUCUGGGAACUGAACCUGGGAACUCAAAUAAGGGGGAAAAACUCUAUUUAAAUAAAGCAGUUUGAAAAAUUAAGGAGAGAGAAGGGUGAAAUUUUGGUUUCUCAACACUGUAAAAAAAUACUACCUAUAGUCUGUUGUCUGUUUUUGUACAAUGUGGGAAGGACAUCAUCUACCUGCUCUUUAGCUUUCUGGAAUGUGCCUCCCCUUUUCUAUGUUGCUAGUAAGGUCUUUGUAAAAUCUUGCUGUUUUGUAAGCCCUCUUUGAUGCUAUCUUCGUGGACUGUCGAUCUGGACUAGCCUGUGGUUCCUUGCCUACCCUGUACUUUCCAGUAGUGGCACUGAAAGGGUCUUACGGAGCCCCGAGGACCCACCAACUGACUUGUGUCUGGUGCACCUUGCUGCUCCUUGCUCCUACCAGCCCCCAUGCUCUUCUUUAUGUGUAUCUGAAGGAUGGAAAAUAAAACAGGAUUAAAAAUAAACAGAUGCUCUA